AUGACGGUCGCCAGCUACAGUAUGGUGCUGUGCGGUUCUUCCGACGACCAUCGCUAUCGGGGCAGGAUAGAAAAAGUGAAAUUCGGCGUGCCGAUAAACGAAGCGUUCGCGCACGAUAUCCCAGCAACAUUGCUCAUGUUACUACUCAAAGUCAAUAAAGAUGGUCCGACGAAAAAGGACAUUUGGAGGGCGCCCGGAAAUCAAGCUCAGGUGCGGAAAUUGUCGCAAAUAAUGCAGCACGGUCGACUCGUCAAUAUCGAGAAUUUCACGGUGUACACGGCGGCGUCGGUCAUCAAAAAGUUUUUGUCGAAGCUUCCUGGCGGCAUUUUCGGGCGCGAGAACGAGGAAACAUUGUUCAACAGUGCCGGUGGAGACAUCGACAAACAGCGACAAGUAUUCUAUAGGAUAUUCGGCUCAUUACCUCUCGGCUCCCAACACCUAUUGGUAUUAUUAUUCGGGACAUUCAAAAUAGUUGCAAAUUCGUCGGAGGGCCACACGAACAGCAUGAAUCCGAACGCGAUCGCCAUUUCUGUGGCUCCCUCAUUAUUUCAUACGUGUAUACACGAUGGACGACAGGCUCGCGUUGAGGACCUUCAGCGUUUCAAAAUCGCCUCGAACAUCGUGUGCUCGAUAAUUUGCUCAUUCGGCGACACGCGAUUGUUCCCGCGAGAAUGCUACGAGUAUUAUGCGCGGUACACGGGUCGAACACUUCGAAUCGACGAGAAUCGAAUGUUCACAUUUCAUAAUCCAUCCAAUCGUCGUGCACGCGGCGAGGAGUUCGUUGCAUUGGCGGCGAAAUGCGCGGGCGCCUACUCGAUGGCGGCUCUUCACGUCGGCGGCGACGAGAACGUGUCGCGCGAGAAUGUCGCGAGCGGCGCAAACUCGUCGCAAUGCGCGACGGCUGCGGCGAUUUGUCGCGCCGCGUCGCUCAAACACCGUCAAGCGGCACUCACGCACACCACCGACCAUCCGAAGCGCAGCUUCUCGAUCGCUACUUCCGCCGUCGUCGAGCCUAUCGAUCUGCGAUCGUCGAUUAGCUGUUUUUCGGAGCGACAUCAAAACGCUGAGAAUGUCGAAAACGAGCCAAGGCGCGUCAAACAACACCAACAGAAGCCGAUGGCGAGAAUCAGCAAUCGAUUAAGCGCCAGCGCCGGAGAGGUGCUUCUCGAAGCGACGUCGGACGUCGACGAGAUGUGCGAGAUGGACCUUAUAAGGCCGUUGACGGCGUGCGGUGGCGAUCGUUCGAUGUCAUAUCUGCAAUAUGUGCAUGAAAAUCAGGCGAAGCGAAUGAAGAGUCGCAGCGAAUGGUUCCUCUCGCCGGUGUCGACAUCGAAGAAUCUCGCCUCGAAGUCCGUUGAUCAAUUCAGUGCCAGCGAUGCGUUGACGCCGAAAUUUGAAAAAACCAAAGAGGCACUCAAAACGAGAUUACCGUUUCAGAACACAACUCAGAAUAUUCAACAAAAUUCGAAUGAAAAUUCAAGAAGAAAAUCGCUGAAGCAAUUGAGAUCCGCCGCAUUCGCUUCAAAUCCGAGUCAUUCGUUCGACUACGCCGAAACGCAGCUAGCGCGACGAGAUUCGAAACCGCGUCUUCGGAGUCACACAUCAGUGGAAGCCGACACGUGGCUCGUCGAAGUCGUCCCGCACGACGAGAUUCCCAAAAAGCGGCGGAGUCUCAAAAAGAAAACCUCAACUCAAUUCUAG
Molecule: messenger RNA, 1701 nt
Organism: Caenorhabditis bovis
Lineage: Eukaryota; Metazoa; Nematoda; Chromadorea; Rhabditida; Rhabditidae
Source: the annotation of a GenBank genome assembly